This is a messenger RNA of Populus euphratica (Euphrates poplar), 1870 nucleotides long. Its product is annotated as beta-glucosidase 12-like. The transcript has 13 exons. NCBI's taxonomy places the organism in Eukaryota, Viridiplantae, Streptophyta, Magnoliopsida, Malpighiales, Salicaceae. The coding region runs from base 16 to 1656 and encodes 546 amino acids. Gene Ontology annotation, molecular function: beta-glucosidase activity. Gene Ontology annotation, biological process: carbohydrate metabolic process. The record is from RefSeq and is a predicted model, not a curated record.
UCACACUUAGCAGAAAUGGCUAUCAGAGAGAUGUCUCUUCUUUUAGGGUUCUUAGUGUUGCUUAGAUCAUUGGCUCCUACUAUGCCAAUGACAUAUGUUAAUUGCACAAUCCCACAUGAUCCUACAUUUAGCAGAAAUUCCUUCCCAGAUGGCUUUGUUUUUGGGACUGGCUCAGCUGCCUACCAGUACGAAGGUCAUGCAAACAAAAGUAACAGAGGGCCGAGCAUAUGGGACACAUUUACUCAUGACUAUCCAGCCAGAAUAAAAGAUCAUAGCACCGGUGAUGUUGCAAUUGAUUUCUACGAUCUCUACAAAGAUGAUAUUCGUAAGAUGAAGGACAUGCAUAUGGAUGCUUUUAGAUUCUCCAUCUCUUGGACGAGAAUGAUACCAAGUGGGCAGGUGCAAUGGGGAAUAAAUGAUGAGGGAAUCGAGUUUUACAACAGCCUCAUUGAUGAAAUCAUAUCGAAUGGACUUGUGCCUUAUGUGACUCUUUUUCAUUGGGACACUCCUCAAGCAUUGUUUGAUAAGUAUGGAGGUUUUCUAAGCGAAAACGUUGUCAAUGAUUUUCGAGAUUUUGCCGACUUGUGCUUUCAAAGUUUUGGUGAUCGGGUGAAAUACUGGUUUACUUUAAAUGAGCCAGACACAUACAGUGUUCAUGGCUUUGAUUCGGGCGUUGGUGCACCGGGACGAUGCUCGGCGUGGGUGGAUAAAGCAUGCCAAGCUGGAGACUCUGCUACUGAACCUUACAUAGUCACUCAUAAUUUGCUUCGUUCUCAUGCAGCAGCUGUAAAAUUGUAUCGGGAAAAGUACCAGGAACAACAAAAUGGCAAGAUCGGCAUCACACUCUGUUCCUUUUGGUACGAACCUUAUUCAGAGACCCCAGCAGAUUAUGAGGCAGUUCAAAGAAUACUUGAUUUCAAUCUUGGAUGGCACUUGAGCCCAAUCACUUACGGUGACUAUCCAAGGAGCAUGAGAAGUUUAGUCGGAGAUCGAUUGCCGAAUUUCACUGCCCAGGAAAUCUUAGAUCUUCGAGGAUCUUAUGACAUUCUUGGAUUAAAUUACUAUGGUGCAUACUAUGCAAAAAAUCUUACCCAUGUUGAUCCUGAUCCAACUCACCUUCGUUAUGCAACAGAUUCUCAUGUCAAUGUUACUGGACAGAAAAAUGGAAAGCUAAUUGGACCGCAGGCUGCUUCACCCUGGCUAUAUGUUUAUCCAAAAGGGAUACGAUAUCUUCUGAACUACACCAAGGAUCAAUACAGGAAUCCAACAAUUUAUAUAACUGAAAAUGGAGUUUCUGAUUUCAACAACGGAUCCCAGAUAUCAUUGAAGACAGCACUUAAUGAUACUUGCAGGGCAAAAUACUAUCAUGACCAUCUCAAGAAUGUUCUACGCUCCAUUGAAAACCAUGGGACCAUUGUUAAAGGAUAUUUUGCAUGGACAUUUGCUGACGAUUUUGAAUGGCCAAAUGGUUAUACCAUAAGAUUUGGUCUCUACUACACUGAUUACCAGCAUAACUUGCAUAGAUACCCUAAGAGGUCAGUGCGCUGGUUCACAAAUUUUUUGAAGGGAUACAAGUGGAACAAGGAACCAAUGUCGAGCUCUCCAUUGCGUUUCUACAGUUCUGCUCCAAGUGAUCAUCAGUACCUGGAUGAAUGAAAAGUCAUUUUUAAAUAAUCACCAGGAUUGCAUAUCCAGUGAAUUAUAAGUUUGUGUUUAAUUAUUAUAUAUGCUUGUGUUGUGUGAUAGAUAUCUGAUGCUUCCAGCAUGGACUAGGAAUUAUCCCUUCCCUAGUUUACCAUGAUUGGAUUAAAAUUGUGAUGGGACUUAUAAUUAAAUAAAGCUUUAUGUUUACUUAUUGUCUAGAUCCUGU